AAAAAAUCCCCUCCAAAAAUUCCAAAUACUCCUCUUUUUUCUCUCCUCAUCACUCCAGUUGUCCCCAAAAAAUAAUAAUAAAAAACACAAGGAAAAAAAAAAAAGAAGAAACAACACUCACACACACAAAUCUUUUAGCGCCUCCACCUACUACUGCCUCUCCUCUUCCCCUUUCUCUCUCUCUCUCCAAAUUAUCCCCAAAACCCUAAUUCUUUGUGAGGCGCAAAAAACACGAACCUCGAAAAACCUCCUUCAAUGGCGUCCGAGUUGACUCAGUUUCAACACUCACAAAUGGCGGCGAUUCUCGGCCCCGAUCCUACUCAUUUCGAAACCCUAAUAUCUCACUUAAUGUCCACCAACAACGACCAACGUUCUCAAGCAGAAUCACUCUACAAUCUCUGCAAACAACAUCAACCUGACGCACUCUCUCUCAAACUAGCGCACCUUCUCCAAUCUUCUCAUCACCCUGAAGCUCGUGCUAUGGGAGCGAUUCUCCUCAGAAAGCUCUUAACUCGGGAUGACUCCUUCCUUUGGCCUCAACUCAGUGGUUCAACUCAAUCUACUGUUAAAACUGUUCUUCUUGCUUGCGUUCAACGCGAGGAUGCGAAGACGAUUUCGAAGAAGUUGUGCGAUACGAUUUCUGAACUUGCUGCUGGAAUUCUACCAGAAAAUGGAUGGCCGGAGCUUUUGCCGUUUAUGUUUCAGUGUGUUACUUCGGAUAAUUUGAAAUUGAGAGAAUCGGCGCUGUUGAUUUUUGCGCAAUUGGCUCAGUAUAUUGGGGAGACUUUGGUGCCUCAUUUGGAUACUCUUCAUAAUGUGUUUUUUCAAUGUUUAGGAGGGAAUUCGAGUGCUGAUGUGCGAAUUGCGGCUUUAGGAGCAACGAUUAAUUUUAUCCAGUGCUUGACGAGUGCGGCGGAUAGAGAUAAGUUUCAAGAUUUGCUUCCUCCGAUGAUGCAGACAUUGACAGAGGCUUUGAAUUGCGGGCAGGAGGCUACUGCUCAAGAGGCUCUUGAGUUGUUGAUUGAUUUGGCGGGGACGGAGCCGAGGUUUUUGAGGAGGCAGUUGGUUGAUGUUGUUGGGGCAAUGUUGCAGAUUGCGGAGGCUGAGACCCUUGAAGAAGCGACGAGGCAUUUGGCGAUUGAGUUUGUCAUUACACUUACCGAGGCAAGAGAGAGGGCUCCUGGUAUGAUGAGGAAGUUGCCUCAGUUUAUUCAACGCUUGUUUGGGAUUUUGAUGAAGAUGUUGCUUGAUAUUGAGGAUGAUCCUGUGUGGCACAAUGCUGACACUGAGGAUGAGGAUGCCGGGGAGACUAGUAAUUAUAGUGUUGCACAGGAGUGUUUGGAUAGAUUGUCGCUUUCGUUGGGUGGCACUACUGUUGUACCUGUUGCUUCGGAGUUGUUGCCGGCUCUUUUGGCGGCUCCUGAAUGGCAAAAGCAUCAUGCUGCUUUGAUUUGUUUGGCUCAAAUUGCAGAGGGCUGCUCGAAGGUGAUGAUAAAGAACUUAGAGCAAGUGGUGUCCAUGGUUUUGAAUUCGUUUCAAGAUCCACACCCACGUGUGCGUUGGGCUGCCAUUAAUGCAAUUGGUCAACUAUCAACUGAUUUGGGGCCAGAUUUGCAAAUGCAGUAUCAUAAUCGUGUCUUGCCUGCUUUGGCGUCCGCUAUGGAUGAUUUUCAAAACCCUCGUGUUCAGGCACAUGCUGCUUCAGCUGUGUUGAACUUCAGUGAAAAUUGCACCCCAGAGAUUUUAACGCCUUACUUAGAUGGUAUAGUGAGCAAAUUGCUCGUCCUCCUACAGAAUGGAAAGCAAAUGGUUCAGGAAGGGGCCUUGACUGCAUUAGCAUCUGUUGCUGAUUCAUCACAGGAGCUAUUUCAGAAGUAUUAUGAUGCUGUUAUGCCGUACUUGAAAGCUAUACUGGUUAAUGCAACUGACAAGUCCAAUCGCAUGCUACGCGCAAAGUCAAUGGAAUGUAUAAGCUUGGUUGGAAUGGCUGUUGGGAAAGAGAAGUUUAGAGAUGAUGCUAAGCAGGUUAUGGAAGUUCUUAUGCAGUUGCAAGGAUCACAAAUGGAAGCUGAUGAUCCAACUACCAGCUAUAUGCUUCAGGCAUGGGCAAGACUUUGCAAAUGUCUGGGGCAGGAUUUUCUUCCUUAUAUGAGUGUUGUUAUGCCUCCAUUGCUUCACUCUGCGCAACUGAAGCCUGAUGUGACGAUCACAUCAGCAGAUUCAGAUGCUGAUAUUGAUGAAUCUGAUGAUGAGAGCAUUGAGACAAUCACCCUCGGGGAUAAGAGGAUUGGAAUCAAGACCAGUGUUCUCGAGGAGAAAGCUACAGCUUGCAACAUGCUCUGUUGUUAUGCUGAUGAGCUGAAAGAAGGUUUCUUUCCAUGGAUUGACCAGGUUGCACCUACUUUGGUUCCCCUUCUUAAAUUUUAUUUCCAUGAAGAAGUUAGAAAGGCAGCAGUGUCAGCUAUGCCGGAGCUGCUGCGUUCUGCUAAAUUGGCUGUGGAGAAAGGGUUAGCCCAAGGUCGCAAUGAGUCUUAUGUUAAGCAAUUGUCUGAUUAUAUAAUACCUGCUUUGGUGGAGGCCUUACACAAGGAACCUGAAACAGAGAUUUGUUCCAGCAUGCUUGAUGCGCUUAAAGAGUGUGUACAGAUUUCUGGGACACUACUCGAUGAAAGCCAAGUAAGAUGCAUAGUGGAUGAGAUAAAGCAAGUUAUAACAGCAAGUUCCACUCGAAAAGCAGAGAGGGCAGAAAGGGUUAAAGCUGAGGAUUUUGAUGCUGAAGAAGGAGAAAUUCUCAAGGAAGAAAAUGAGCAAGAAGAAGAACUCUUUGAUCAGGUUGGUGAUUGCUUAGGAACAUUGAUCAAGACGUUCAAGGCAUCUUUCUUGCCGUUCUUUGAUGAGCUCUCAUCUUACUUGACACCGAUGUGGGGCAAAGAUAAAACUACGGAAGAAAGAAGAAUCGCCAUUUGUAUAUUUGAUGAUGUUGUGGAGCAUUGUCGAGAAGCAGCACUUAGAUACUAUGAUACAUUCCUUCCUUUCCUUUUGGAAGCUUGCAAUGAUGAAAAUUCAGAUAUUCGGCAGGCGGCUGUUUAUGGUCUUGGUGUUUGUGCCGAGUUCGGUGGGUCCGUGUUCAAGCCUCUUGUUGGAGAGGCUCUUUCAAGAUUGGAUGUUGUGACAAGGCAUCCCAAUGCUACACAUUCAGAGAAUGUGAUGGCAUAUGACAAUGCUGUCUCAGCUCUUGGGAAAAUAUGCCAGUUUCAUCGUGAUAGUAUAGAUGCUGCCCAGAUAUUUCCGAUGUGGUUGAAUUGCUUGCCAAUUAAAGGAGAUCUAAUUGAAGCGAAGGUUGUGCAUGAACAACUGUGUUCCAUGGUUGAGAGGUCUGAUAGAGAUUUGUUAGGGCCUAACAAUCAGUAUUUGCCCAAAAUAGUAGCAGUAUUUGCCGAGGUUUUGUGUGCGGGUAAAGAUCUUGCAACAGAGCAAACUGCAAGCCGAAUGAUCAAUUUGUUGAGGCAACUUCAACAAACUUUACCGCCUUCUACCCUUGCAUCCACUUGGUCAUCCCUUCAACCUCAGCAAGUUUUGGCCUUGCAGUCCAUCCUCUCUCAAUAGUUUAAUUUAUCUUAUUUCUUUUUUAUUGGAGCUCGCUCGUCUUGAGAGCUGGUCCAUUGUUUUCUUUUCAAUUAUUCUUUUUCCAUCACAAAUUCAAUCCAUAAUUCGUAAUUUUUGAAUGCGGCAUGUAGUUGUGGGUCAAUUUGGUAGCCUUGGCUGGGGCAUAUGAUUUUGGUGUAUAAUGUGUAUAUUUUGAAUUUUGUCCUUGAUGGGUGAUCUUGCUGAGAUGAUGACUUAAAAAAGAUGAUAAGGAAGUAGAAUGUAAGGUCAUAAUUUUUGUCGUCUUAUAGUCAAAUUCUUGGCAGUUUGAAAAGAAUUUUGUGAAGCAAUUUUGGGUCUGUUUCUGCUGUA
This is a messenger RNA of Beta vulgaris subsp. vulgaris (sugar beet), 3957 nucleotides long. RefSeq lists its product as uncharacterized. The record is from RefSeq and is a predicted model, not a curated record. Gene Ontology annotation, cellular component: nucleus; cytoplasm. Lineage: Eukaryota; Viridiplantae; Streptophyta; Magnoliopsida; Caryophyllales; Amaranthaceae. Bases 256 to 3606 code for a protein of 1116 amino acids. The transcript has 20 exons. Gene Ontology annotation, biological process: protein import into nucleus. Gene Ontology annotation, molecular function: protein binding; nuclear import signal receptor activity.